This is a messenger RNA of Entamoeba dispar SAW760, 1194 nucleotides long. RefSeq lists its product as uncharacterized. Lineage: Eukaryota; Evosea; Mastigamoebida; Endamoebidae. Gene Ontology annotation, biological process: endocytic recycling; endocytosis. Bases 1 to 1194 code for a protein of 397 amino acids. The record is from RefSeq and is a predicted model, not a curated record. Gene Ontology annotation, molecular function: phosphatidylinositol phosphate binding; guanyl-nucleotide exchange factor activity. The transcript has a single exon. Gene Ontology annotation, cellular component: cytosol; intracellular membrane-bounded organelle.
AUGAAUCAAGAAUAUCCAUUAAUUGUCUCAUUCUUUGAAAUUGAUAACCAUACAGAACUUCCUAUUCAAAGUUUUCCUUUUAAAUCAGAAAUAGAUAAAAGUUUCUUUAGAUUCUUUUUUCCUAUUGCACCAUCUUAUCUUCAUAGUUCAUUUCUUUGUAUAAAUUCUCAACAACAAAGUUUUUGUUAUGUUAAUCAAACAGAAGAAUAUACAUUUGUACUUAUUUCACAAUAUCUCCAUUGGUCAUUAUUUAUAAAUAUUCUCCUUCAUCUCAUUCAACUCCCUUCACCUCAAAGAAUUUUAUUCUUAUCUUCAUUACAUAAUUUAAUUCCAUUACCAACAUUAAAUCAAUUAAAUUAUCCUUUAUUCUCAUUUUAUACAGAUUUACCACAACCAAUAAAUCAACCUAGUUCUGGAUGUCUUUCUUCAUUACUUUGUCUUCCUAUAACUCAAUUAAUUAUGUUAUUUUCAUCAAUAUUAAAUGAAAGAAGAAUUAUUAUUCAAUCAAAUUCACCACAAAAAAUAACAGAAUUUAUUAUUUCAUUAUUAGAAGUAUUUUCACCUUUAAAAUGGCAACAUUUACUUGUUCCAUUUCUUCCAAUAAAAUAUACUGAAUUAACAGAAACACCAACACCAUUUAUUAUUGGAGUAGAUCCUUCAAUUAUGGAAAUUAUUGAUUUAUUUGAUAUUAUUGUUUUUGUAGAUAUUGAUAAAGGAAUUAUAAAGAGUACAAAUUCAACAAUAAUUAAAUCAGAUUAUGAAUUAAUUCCAAACAAAUGGAUAAAUUCAAUUAAUAAUACAUUAAAACCAAUUUAUUUACACUCUGAAAAAAGAGAAAAUGAAAAUAUAAUAAUUAAAAAAGCUUUUAAUGAAGUAAUAAAUUGUUUUAUUAAAGAUAUUGAAAUAAGAAUUCGUUCAAUGAUAGAAACAAAUACUGAAUAUAAUAUAAAAGAAUUUUAUAAAGAUUAUUUCUUCCUUGGAGAAGAAAGAAAAUUUAUUGAAAUGUUUAGUAAAACUGCUGCAUUUGAUCAAUUUGUUCUUGAAACUGAACAAAAAUAUAAAAGUGAAGGUAUUAAAUUAAAAAGAAAAACUUCUUUUCUUUCAUGGUUUAAUAAAGAAGAACUUAUUGAUGUUGAUAAUGCUACUCUUAUUACUCCAACAAAAGAAAAUCAACAAUUAUUUAAUCUAUUAUAA